This is a messenger RNA of Phycomyces blakesleeanus NRRL 1555(-), 1386 nucleotides long. RefSeq names its product glycosyltransferase family 2 protein. NCBI's taxonomy places the organism in Eukaryota, Fungi, Mucoromycota, Mucoromycetes, Mucorales, Phycomycetaceae. The transcript has a single exon. The record is from RefSeq and is a predicted model, not a curated record. The coding region runs from base 1 to 1386 and encodes 461 amino acids.
AUGCUUUACCUUACAAAUGAUCUCGGUCUACUCCCAUUCUUUCUUCCACUGGGUAUAGUCGGGUUCUACCGCUAUCUUUGGUACUUUAUUAAACUCAUGGCUUGGGCGAUUUACAAACCAGUCAGACCAAAACUCAACCCAACCUACAGACCAGAACAAGACGUAACAAUUAUCGUGCCCACAAUUGAUGCCGGAGAAGAAUUUAAGAUUGCUGCCAAGAGCUGGCUGGCAUGCGGACCUAAAGAAAUCAUCAUCAUUACUGAGACCAAGAUGCUUGGUCCACUGCAAGAGCUAGCCAAUGAAGUCGACCCCAUUCGGAUCCGAGUCUUGACAGUAUCAAAGGCUAACAAGCGGCUCCAGAUGGUAGCAGGUGUCAAUGCCACCACAACCGAAUUACUGGUGUUUGCAGACGACGAUGCGAUCUGGAAACCAACAAUGUUAGACUACAUCCUAGCCUGCUUCGAAGAUCUAAAGAUGGGAGGCGUGGGCACAUGCCAGACCGUACAUGCUGUUGACCCAAGUGGGUACCAGACCGUGUGGGAGGUACUGGCUGGGUUCCGUCUAAGUAUUCGCAACAUCGAAGUUGCUGCUUCCACCCAUCUUGACGGUGGCGUGUGUUGUUUGUCAGGACGCACGGCUGCCUACCGUACCUUGAUUCUCAAGGAUCCUGCCUUCCAGUAUGGCUUUCAGAACGAUCUCUGGCUCGGAAAAUACCCUCUCAAUUCAGGCGACGAUAAGUUUUUGACGCGCUGGAUGGUAACCCACGGCUGGAAUACGUUUGUCCAAGUGUGUCCAGAGGCAGAACUCUAUUCGACCUUCAAGAACAACUGGCGGUUCAUCAAGCAAGUCUUGCGAUGGACUCGAAAUACCUGGCGCUCUGAUUUUAGAUCUCUUUUCACGGAGCGAGUGAUCUGGCACAGACAUCCGUAUGUCGCAUUUACGAUGGUCGACAAGAUAUUCAAUCCCCUAACCCUUCUCUCUGGCCCUGUACUAGUUCUGAUCUUUGCGAUUAAGCAAAACACUCAGGUAGGGCACACAAAUGCACCUCUUCCUAUCUGGAACGUCCUCCUCUCCUACAUUACCUGGCUGCUCCUGACCCGCGGGCUCAAACUCCUGCCGCAUCUUAUCCAGCGACCAAGGGACGUCAUUCAUUUGCCGGCAUGGUUACUUUUCAAUUAUUAUUUUGCUGUCAUGAAAGUCUAUGCUCUUUUUACCCUUCAUGAAGUCGGAUGGGGAACCCGCGCCGGUGUCGGAACCACUCUUGCGGCAGACAUCACUAAAGAAGAUAACAAUAGGAUCAUGAAUGAUAAAAUGGAAGCAGCACCACCGCAUGUUGAACUUGAUGUCACACCUCUUGAAAGGGCACACACACGGCGAUUGUCUUAA